UUUACAAUCUCUAUGAGGCAAUGUAUUAUAUUUUUGUACUUUUUCAGAUAUUUUGAUAAAAUCCACUUCUGUGCCUAUGUAUCUGAUGUGAUAUCGUGUGAACCACGUGGUGAUGGUAUAUCGAGUCAAGAAAACCUUUUAGAGAAUAUUGUAUUAAGGAUAAGUGUAUGGGUUGUAGCUGUUCUUGCCUGUGCUGGAAAUAUCAUUGUUCUCUUGGGUCGUUUUCUUUUAAAAGAAGACAACCAAAUCCAUUCAUUUUUCAUUAAAAACUUAUCCUUUGCUGAUAUGAUCAUGGGUGUUUAUUUGUUGAUGAUCGGUACCAGGGAUAAAAUGUAUCGGGGAAAUUAUGUUCUUCAUGAUGAAGAAUGGAGGAAUAGCUGGACUUGCGAUCUUUCUGGAAUUAUAAGUACAGUUAGCAGUGAAGUGUCAGUGUUAACACUAACUGUAAUAACACUAGAUAGAUACAUAUGUAUCAUGUAUCCACUAUCAUUAAGGAAAAGAGGAUUAAAGGUAGCCUAUUGUGUAAUGGGAUUUACGUGGUUAAUGUGUAUAUUGUUUGCAGUGAUACCUGUAAUUGGUAUACCAUAUUUUGGAACCACUUUUUAUCGUAAUAACGGUGUGUGUAUACCUUUACAUCUUCACGACCCAAGAGCUAAUGGCUGGGAAUACUCGUCAUUUCUGUUCAUUGGAAUGAAUUUAGCAUCGUUUCUAUUUAUAUCCUAUGCAUAUCUUGCUAUGUUUGUGUCUAUAAAACACACUGAAGUACCUUUAAGGACAACAAGAGAGAGUCGUGAAAGAUGUUUAGUGAAAAGAUUUUCAUUUAUUGUGAUCACAGACUUUAUAUGUUGGAUACCUAUAAUUAUUAUUAAAGUUGUAGCACUUUCAGGAGUCAAGAUAUCAGGAGAUCUGUAUGCGUGGGUUGUGGUGUUUAUAUUACCAGUCAAUAGCGCAUUAAAUCCACUUUUAUAUACUUUAACCACAAAAUUAUUCAAACAAAAACUUAUUUCUAAAUUUGCUACAGUUGUAUGGAGACCAAAUAUUUAUAGAGAUUCUUCACAAUCUUGCGCCAGACACACUUUAACCAGACAUCAUCAAAAUGGAAUUGAGGUAAGUAUUAAUGAUGUCUGUAAUAGCUAA
This is a messenger RNA of Lottia gigantea (owl limpet), 1137 nucleotides long. RefSeq lists its product as hypothetical. Gene Ontology annotation, biological process: G protein-coupled receptor signaling pathway. The annotation marks the transcript as partial. Gene Ontology annotation, molecular function: G protein-coupled receptor activity. Gene Ontology annotation, cellular component: membrane. NCBI's taxonomy places the organism in Eukaryota, Metazoa, Mollusca, Gastropoda, Lottiidae. The record is from RefSeq and is a predicted model, not a curated record. The transcript is spliced from 2 exons.